This is a messenger RNA of Brassica rapa (field mustard), 1217 nucleotides long. RefSeq lists its product as uncharacterized. The record is from RefSeq and is a predicted model, not a curated record. NCBI's taxonomy places the organism in Eukaryota, Viridiplantae, Streptophyta, Magnoliopsida, Brassicales, Brassicaceae.
UGAGUCAGCAGUCAAUAUCCAUGAUUAAAAAAUAGAUUAAAACACUUAAAACUAGAAAUUCUACACAAAUAAAAAACGACUCAGCAUCCUAUAAAUACCCUCCAGACUCUCCCUUUCUUCUUGCCUCUUCGUCUUUGUUUUGCUAUUUACUCCAUUUUCUCAAAUAUUUAAAACAGUAUUUUUGCUUCCUUUAUUUUCUUGUAAUGGCUUUCUCUCCGAUCAACUGCCUCAUUUUCGAUUUGGAUGACACAUUAUACCCUCUGAAAACGGGAAUAGCUCCAGCCGUCAAGAAAAACAUCGACGAUUUUCUAAUGGAGAAAUUUGGAUUUUCUGAAAGUAAAGCUUCAAGUCUAAGAGUUGAACUCUUCAAGAGUUAUGGAAGUACUCUCGCUGGUCUCAGGGCAUUAGGUCACGAUGUUCAUCCUGAUGAAUAUCACAGUGUCGUGCACGGAAGGUUGCCGUAUGGUUCAAUCCAACCUAACAGCAAACUAAGAAACCUUCUGAACAAAAUCAAACAGAAAAAAAUCAUUUUUACGAAUUCAGACAGGAACCAUGCGAUGAAGGUUCUUGAGAGAUUGGGUUUAGAAGAUUGUUUCGAAGAGAUUAUCUGUUUCGAGACAAUGAACCCGAAUUUAUUCGGGGCAACCACCCGACCGGAUGAGCAUCCCGUCGUUCUCAAGCCUUCGUUGACCGCAAUGGAUGUUUGCAUUCGUGCAGCCAACGUUGAUCCUCGCCGGGCGGUGUUUUUGGAUGACAAUGUCCACAAUAUUACCGCGGGUAAAUCUGUGGGGCUUCGCACAGUCCUGGUGGGAAGAUCAGAAAAGACUAAAGAUGCGGAUUACGCGGUGGAGACUGUAACUGAGAUAGCUACGGCGGUGCCGGAUAUUUGGGCGACGGCUACAGCCGGAUGUGAUGACGGCGGUGAGAGGAUCAGCCGCAGCAAGAGUGAGCUGGAAGGUAUGGCUUCGAUCACAGCCGUCGGUGCUUGACGUAUCGAGUUGGCGAAUCGUGACCGUUGGAUAUUUUAACAUUUAGUGGUUGGGAUUGUACAGAUGGCGUUAAAUGUUGAUAACGCAUGUGAAAAAAAAUAAUAGAGGUGGUGGAGGAUAUUAAUAUUCAUCCCAUCUGGACCCCAAAUGUGAAUACGCAAUGAAAAUGUUAAAUGUAUGAUGAUAAUGAUUUCAAUAAGAUGUGUACAUUUUGUGUUUAUUAUCAAA